Messenger RNA from Stegodyphus dumicola, 1312 nucleotides. RefSeq names its product GDP-D-glucose phosphorylase 1. Gene Ontology annotation, cellular component: cytoplasm. The record is from RefSeq and is a predicted model, not a curated record. NCBI's taxonomy places the organism in Eukaryota, Metazoa, Arthropoda, Arachnida, Araneae, Eresidae. Gene Ontology annotation, biological process: glucose metabolic process. Gene Ontology annotation, molecular function: GDP-D-glucose phosphorylase activity.
GAAAAGUCUGGGCCAUCUGAAAAAGCGGCGACCUUUCUAUAUAGCUUUCCUCUGCACCUAUGCUUGUUUUUUCACCCAUUGGUGCAGAAAGACUUAGCGGGUGCAACAAAAGACAUCUGUCUACUUUGUCAGUCUGUCUGUCAGUAAAAUAGGUGUCUGCAUAAAGUUGGAAUGUGCUACAAAUUGCAUUUCGCACCUAAGUUUUUUUCGUGUAGAACGUAAUGCAAAUGAAGUUAUGGAUGCAGAAUUCUGCACACUGCAUUCAUAUUCAAGUGAUCAGUUUGCCAUUCAUACACAUCUAGGCAAGAAGUCACAGUUUGAUCAUGACUUAGAAUUACACUGGCAAGACUGCAUGAGAAGAGGUUUUUUCAGAUAUGGUCUUGAUGAUAUACAAACAAAACGUGUAGCUGGAAGAUAUGGUUUUAUUGCGCAGCUGAAUAUUAAACGAGCAGUCGAACGAAGAAAACCUCAGUUUGUUUCAGAUGUAAUUAUGCCGUUUGAUGCUGAAAUAUUUAAUUUUACAAAAGUUAAAAAAAACGAGAUUCUUUUUCAGUUAAACCCUUUGCAUCGAAAAAAAGAUCAAACUUCUAAUGAUGAGAAAAGUGUUUUGAUUAUAAAUGUUAGCCCUCUAGAGUAUUGCCAUAGUUUACUGGUGCCUGGUAUUGAAAAUUGUUAUCCUCAGGUAUUAACACUUAAUGGCCUUAAGCUUGGUAUAGAAAUGAUGAUGAUAAGUUAUAAUCCUUCAUUAAAGAUAGGCUUUAAUAGUUUAGGAGCAUAUGCAUCGGUCAAUCACUUACAUUUUCAUGUUUAUUAUCUGCCAGAAUCUCUGUUCAUCCAACAUGCUCCUGUGGUAUGUUUGAUGAGAGAAUGUUAUGUAUUGAAGUGCUUCCCAUCAGAAGGGUUUGUUUUCCAGCUGUUAGAAAAAGAAAAUAUUGAGAUAGUUGCCAGGUCUGUAAUGAAGUUAAUAGAAUUUCUAUUAGCAAAGAAAAUUGCUCACAAUGUUUUGAUAAUGAGAGGAAGUUCCUUCAGUGAGAGUUCUUCACAGAAAAAUGACCUGUUCAAUUCUAUUCGAAUAUAUGUUUGGGCAAGAAAACCUUCUUUUGGAUCUAAAAAUGACCUGGCUUUUAAUCCAGCUCUGUGUGAACUUGGUGGGCACUUGCCAAUUAAAGAGCUGAAGUAUUUUGAAUCAAUUACAGAAGCUGAAGUUGCUGAUAUUUUAUAUGAUGUCUGCCAUGAAACAUUUAUAAAAAUUAAAGAUGAUGUUGAAAAACUGUAUUCAUAAUAAUAAAAGUAUUUUCUACGUUACAAAAUA